CUUGAACUUGACCAGUUUAUUGUAUAUUUGUCUUGUUCGACAUCUGCAGCUCUUUGUUCGUCGUUUCUAACCCAGGGUUUGAAGUUGAUCUUCUGUAAUGCCUACAAUCUAUAGUAGAUUUAAACCUUUGAUUCCCAGUAGCUUUAAUACCUAAGCUUUACCAAUUGCUUUGUCAGUGAUGAUUCCUCUUGUGUGGACAUUUUUUCAGGUUUUCGCAUAUCUGGCAGUUCUUGGAACUGGCAGUGCUUGGAGGUGUCGGUUUCUCCGUUCUUAUGUGUUACAUGUGGCUUGAAAUCCUUCUUAUCACUCGUGGCUUGAGAUAUGUUGUAUUGUCACUCGAGGCUUGAAAUCUACUUUGAUCAACUUGCUUGGCUUGAAGAUGGCUGUAUUGAAAUAGGCUGUUUUCGUUCACUUGUGGUUUGAGAGCGGCUUUUUUUAGGUUUGGGGCUAGGAAACCGGCUAACAAGUUCCAAGUCGGACACUAGAUGUAGUUUACCAGUUGUGUCUUGUCAAGCAUGUAUUAUUCAUUGGAUAGUAAAUCAUCUUUCAAGUAAUAAAAUCUCUCUCUUCUGUCUACUUCCAGAUGGUGCAACAUCUGUCCCAGGCCGGUUUUGCUGAAUUGGAAAUUCCUGGAAACUACGUUGUUUGUCCUUUGUGCAAUAAAAUCUUCAUGUCAAAAACGGCUUUGGAAACACACAAGAGAAUACACACAGGAGAAAGACCAUUUAGAUGUCUCGACUGUGGAAAAUCGUUCACACAGAAAACCCAUUUGAAGACUCAUUCGAGGCUCCACACCGGCAUUAAGCCGUAUCACUGUCAAAUCUGUAACAUGUCAUUCUCUGAUAGUUCUAACUUUCGGAAGCAUAAGUUCAUUCGGCACAUCUAUGGUAUGACGGCUUACGAGUGCUCGCAUUGCCAUAAAGUCUUUGGAACAAAAUUCAACAUAGAUCGGCAUCUAAGGGUCCACACUGGUGAAAAGCCAUUCAAGUGUUCAUGUUUCGGUUGUCCGCUGGUCGGCAAGUUGAAGGACGCAGUGAUGUUUCGGUUGUCCGCUGGUCGGCAAGUUGAAGGACGCACUAUGUGUUUUGUCUGUGGAAAACUAUUUCCGACCAAUGCAAGAUUGGAAAGGCACAUGCUUAUCCACACUGGUGAAAAGUCAUUCAAGUGUUCCUACUGUGGAAAAGGUUUCAAACAAAAAGCUCACUUGACGGGCCAUGAACGUAUUCAUACAGGAGAGAAACCAUUCACUUGUCGCAUGCGUUGGUUGUCGGCUGAUUCAAGAAAAGUUGUUGGUUGUGGUGGGCCUCUGACGUGUUGUGUUUGUGGAAAACUGUUCUCCACCAAGACAGAUGUGGAAAGGCACAUGCGUAUCCACACUGGUGAAAAACCAUUCAAGUGCUCCUUCUGUGGUAAAGGCUUCAAACAAAAAGGUCACUUGACGAGAUGCAUUGGUUGUCUCGGGGUUGGCGAAGUGGCAGUGAUGGUCGUCGACCAGUGUGUGACCUUUGUGCUUGUCUAUUUUCAGACCACAUCCAUCAUUUCCGCAACAAAACUUGGAAGUGUACAAGGAGUGUUCAAGUGUUCUUGGUGUAAUAAGACCUUCCAAGCAAGACUUUUGCUAGAAGCUCAUCAGCGUAUCCACACUGGUGAAAGGCCAUUCAAGUGCUCCUUCUGUGGUAAAACCUUCACGCAGAAAGGCAACUUGAAGAAGCAUGUUCGCGUCCAUACCGGAGAGAAACCAUUUCAAUGUCCUGUUUGUGGGAAGGGGUUCAGUGAUAGUUCACAUAGGAAGACGCAUAUGAUUAGUCAUCUAUCUAGAUAGAGAUAGGUGAAAAAGGCAGUUUGAAAGUUGAUAAAAAGAUUCCCUCAGGAGGGGACCGUUGGUAUUGUGAUUCUUCGGACCUGAUGAUGUGGGGCUGGAUUCGUUUCAUUCUGCUGUGGCUUGUUCGAUGCUUUAGGUGGUCAAUUCAGUUCUCAGUGAAAUUCUUGUCAAUUUUAGAAACUGUAUGCUUUUUUUCAGUGUCUACAUAUCCGAGACUGUUUGUCACUAGUCGGUAGCCAGCCCAAGUUCAGUAUUCUAUACAAAAUUUUCAGAUCUAUAUUCACAUCCAAUUCAUCCUUGUUAAUGUUUUUGUUUGGCUGGUUUAGUCCAUUCUUCAUUAAGCCUAGGCUGGAGAAGUAUUGUCCAUAGAAUCUGUGUUCUUACAAAAGCAUUCAGACCUUCCUGAGGCGAGAGAGCUGUUCACUACCUCGUCUCCCCUUUUGCUUGUACUGUUGGAGGGCGUUCAGUCUGACAGGUCAACAUGUUGGUUUUCAGGGUAAUACCUAGUGGGUCUCAUGAAUCAAAUGAAACGGACUCUGGUCCACAAGUCUAUUAUUUGUUUCUUUGUUUUCUUGUAUUAUUUCCUAAUUUCAGCGUCGAUUAUAAAUAUUCUGAAAGACCAAAUCUUUGUGAUCUGUUUAAUUUCAGGUUCUGUGCUUCAUAAUCAUGUUUCUUUUAAAUCAGUCGUUAGAUUAUUGAUUCUAAUGUGUUCCUCCCCACCUCACAGACUCGAGUUGGUAAGGAUUAUUCCUGUAAAUUUUGUACAGAUGUAUUUGUAAGCCAAGGACACUUAGACGUGCAUGAACAAAUCCACUCUGCUACAAGGCCAUUUCAGUGUCCAUUUUGUAAGAAGACCUUCAGUGCAAAAAGUAAUAUGAAUGUACACAUGAGGCUCCACACAGAUAUCAGACCUUUUCAAUGUGUGGAGUGUGGCAAGAGGUUUAACAGGAGCACACAUGUGAUCUGUUCUAGCAAAACCAGUUUCAUGUCGCACAUAAGAUGAGCCUAGACGACACCAGGACAUAAUAGAAGAAAUUGAUGUCAUCAGAUUUCUCAAAAGGCAGACAAUAGUGAAAUGAACAAACAGUCCGUCUCAACCUACCAAGCUCAGAGCGACGUGUGCCUGGUUUGCUGGAACGGCUCACACAUUUGAAGACUCGUGUGUUUACUCAUUGUUCGGUAACUCAUUUUGAAUUGAGUGUUGAUCGGAUUAAAGCAUUAAUAUGUAAUCAACAUCAUCAAGCAUUUACAUGUAUCAUUAUAUAAUUCUUUGUCUUGUAUUUGUUCAUUGUUCAUAAUAUAUGUAAAAAAGAGUAAUUCAUAACCAUUUUUGUUCACUGCCCCUCUCAAGUUUUCGGGGGAAGGAUUCUGUAUAACGUGUAAAACGUUGCUGUGAAGUCGGCCUAAAAAUGAAAGCCAGAAUUUGUUCAUUGUUCAUAAUAUAUGUAAAAAAGAGUAAUUCAUAACCAUUUUUGUUCACGGCCCCUCUCAAGUUUUCGGGGGAAGGAUUCUGUAUAACGUGUAAAGUGUUGCUGUGAAGUCGGCCUAAAAAAGAAAGCCAGAAUUUAAAGAUGUUUAUAAAAGGUCUCCAUCAUUGGCUGAUGAAUUAGUUAAGAAAAAAGGCAAAUUUUGUUUUCGGGUGGGAAGAGGAAGAAGCGAUUUUACUGCAGCUAGAAAAUUUCUGUGGUUUUCGUGGUCAUCCAGUCUUCCCUGCAAGGCCUUGAUCUCAUCACUAUGCCAAUGAGUUGGCUAGGCCCUGUAGAUGGAAGACUGGAUCACUACAACAUCCAAAAUGUGUUUAUUUGUAUUCAUGUUAAUACAACUGUGCCAGGUUUGGCCAGCCUUUUUUUAUGUCUUGGUGCUCGUAUCCGCAAUUUGGCUCCAAACCCCGAAGUUUACAUUUUCGUUUUCGGCCCAAAUAGAUUUUGGGUGUGAUCCUGAGUCAGCUUGUUGGCGGAGUUAGUCCUACCUUAGAGAAACCGGAUGCAUGCCAUCCUGAGAUACAGGUUUUUGAUACUCCUACAACGUUUGAGAUGUGGAGUGUAUUUAAAACCACUGAUUAUGUCAGGAUGUGUUUCCCUGAGCUUAAUCUUCAACAAGUCCAUGUAGUUUUAACACCUUCAGCGCCCCUUUUCAGACCCCCAGAAAAAAAAUGUAUAAGAGGUGGCUGCAUAAGGUCUUUUGCAGUAACUUCUCCAAGACAAGGUCUUCUUGAAUCAAUAGAGUUAUGUUAGCUACACUCCUUUAUUUAAUAUUAUUUUAUUUUUUGGUUGAAAAAUGACCAUAAUAACCCCCUUCCCCCGACCUUCAUAUUUUGUUAUUCAGUGGUUUGGUCUUUUCAGUUCCUAUCUUGCCCUGAAGAUGGCGAUGGUGUAGUUCUUUCAUGAAGUCCAUGAGACUCCGAUAACCAGCUCAAAGAGGGGGCUUUGGCUACGUAGAUCUACGUGGUUCGGCACUGAAGGUGUUAAUCUGAACAUGAUGUAUUAACAGCCUCAUUAUAUCAUAUACUUUAUAACAUUGUAACAAUACUUUGUAUAUUUUGCUAGUAAAUAAAGUUUCAUUUCCAGUAUUGU
Molecule: messenger RNA, 4395 nt
Organism: Lineus longissimus
Lineage: Eukaryota; Metazoa; Nemertea; Pilidiophora; Heteronemertea; Lineidae
Product: zinc finger protein 665-like
Exons: 7
Coding region: 584-1822 (412 amino acids)
Biological process (GO): regulation of transcription by RNA polymerase II
Molecular function (GO): RNA polymerase II cis-regulatory region sequence-specific DNA binding; DNA-binding transcription factor activity
Source: RefSeq, a predicted model, not a curated record